AUGCAGUUCAAGGCCAUCGUCCUCUCUACCGUUCUCGGCCUGGUUGCCGCCCAGUCUUCUGACGUCGCCUCCCUCGUCACCGAGCUGCCGUCCUGCAGUCUGACCUGUCUCCUCGCUGGAGCCAGCGCCGCUGACUGCGAGUCCAUGGACUACGCCUGCCAGUGCGGCAAGCAGGAUGUCAUCGUCGCCAACGCCACGUCUUGCUUGACGAGCUCGUGCAACACCAAUGAUAUUGCCAAAACCCAAACCGUGUCUCAGCAGAUCUGCGACGCUGUCACGGGCGGCAACAGCAGCACUUCCGCCUCAGCCUCUGGGAGCACUGCCUCGGCUACUGGUUCCAGCGCCUCCUCGUCUGCCUCUGCUUCCUCUACUGGCGCCGCCGGGUCCAGUGCUGGCUCUCGUCCCGAGCUUUACGGCCUCGGUAUGGCUGCUAUCGCCGGCAUUGCUGGUCUCAUGGUCAUGUAA
Messenger RNA from Diaporthe citri, 465 nucleotides. RefSeq lists its product as uncharacterized. The coding region runs from base 1 to 465 and encodes 154 amino acids. NCBI's taxonomy places the organism in Eukaryota, Fungi, Ascomycota, Sordariomycetes, Diaporthales, Diaporthaceae. The record is from RefSeq and is a predicted model, not a curated record. The transcript is spliced from 2 exons.